AUGGGGACUUCUCCCAAGAACGCCUCCGCACGAGGCCCGUCGAAGUCCCCCAAACAACCCAACAACACUCCCCCAGGUACAGAUACCGCACCGGACUCGAAAGCCGACACCACUGGCAAGCCAGACGGCCCGUCCAAUACCGAAGCCGCCAAACCCCUUGCGCCCCCUCCUCGCCCCGGUCAACAGCAGCAGCAACAAUCGAGCAAUACCCCCGACUACUUCUCGACCCAGGUUGGUGGGUCGCUCAGUCUGGAGCCCAAUCCUUUCGAACAGUCUUUCGGCGGUGGAGGGCCAGAGACGCCAGGAGGGACAAAGCUGCCUUCGGUCGCCCAUCUGACGUCGCCCUCCUCGCUCCUCCCGGGCAGCAACGCGACGCCCUUCAACUGGGGUGGAGGGUCUUUGCGCACCGGUCCGCUGAGUCCGGCUAUGCUGUCGGGGCCGGCCAACGAUUACUUCAGCGACACACACCACCUUCGCGGCGGCUUCCCGACACCCAACGAGUCGUCGUUGCGAUCGGGCCUUACACCGGGCGGCAGUGGAUCCAUGUUCCCUGCCCCCAGCCCGAACUCUCAAGCCCUCUUCGCCCAGCUGGCAAGCGGCGGCGCAACACCAAGCACCCUCGACUUUCACCGCACCGCCCUCAGCGCGGCGGCCAAGCGUGAGCAAAGCAACGGCCCACAGCCGCAGCACCAGCAGCAACAGCAACAGCCCGCAAAGACGUCGCAGCCCCAAGAUAUGCCCAACGGUACGACCACGAUUAAGACGGAGGCCAAGGCCCCUGGGCCUUUUGAUCCACACGACAAUGACGCCGCCAACGGCCUCUUCAUGCUCGCCCAAGGCGCGCAAGGUCGCAGCGGUUCCCAAAGCACCGGCCAGUUCACGGCCACAUCAGCCCCCGGCCACGCACACCCCGCCCCGGCGCCGGCGCCUCAGAUGCCUGAAGGAAACGGCGGCUCGGCCCGCGGUGGCAGCGAGGGCAGCAUGAUGUCAGAAGAGCCCGAGCCGGCGAAGCCUAGCACGCGGGGCAAGGGCAAGAAGAACAACACAACGACAACCAAUGGCCGAAGGAAAGCGGACGAUGCCCCUGCCAAGGCGCCCCCUGCCAAGAAGGCCAAGGGUAACGCCAUCGCGUACAGCGGCAGCGUUGAGCCGUCAGACGAUGACGAAGAUGACGAAGACAAGUUUAAAACCGAUGAAAACGGCACUAAGACCAAAAUGACGGACGAAGAAAAGCGAAAGAACUUUCUAGAGCGGAAUCGCGUUGCCGCUCUCAAGUGUCGUCAGCGUAAGAAGCAGUGGCUGGCGAACCUUCAAACCAAGGUCGAGAUGUUUAGCUCGGAGAACGACGCCCUCACAGCGCAAAUCACGCAGCUGCGAGAGGAAGUCGUCAACCUCAAAACUCUCCUCCUUGCUCAUAAAGACUGCCCAGUCACUCAACAGCAGGGUCUUCACGGAGCCUUCAUGUCACAGGUUGUCGAGCCAUUCAACGCGCAGAUGAACCCGUAUGGCAUGGCCGGCCCGAUGCCCAAUCAGCAGCAGGUGAUGGCUGGCCAGGGGGUUGACCGCCGAUUCUCUUAG
This is a messenger RNA of Purpureocillium lilacinum, 1578 nucleotides long. RefSeq lists its product as uncharacterized. The record is from RefSeq and is a predicted model, not a curated record. Gene Ontology annotation, biological process: regulation of transcription by RNA polymerase II. Gene Ontology annotation, molecular function: DNA-binding transcription factor activity, RNA polymerase II-specific; RNA polymerase II cis-regulatory region sequence-specific DNA binding. Lineage: Eukaryota; Fungi; Ascomycota; Sordariomycetes; Hypocreales; Ophiocordycipitaceae.